AUGACUGAUGAAUUGUAUGAAAAAGAUACUAGUGAAAAGUGGAUAGAGCAGUUUUGUUCGGCAGGUCCAAAAUCGUAUUCUUAUCGUACCAUCGAGUACACACGUUACUUAAAAGAUGGUAGUCAGCAGAAGCAAACUGACGAUGUAGUGCAUGUAAAGGGUUUUACGUUGAAGGGUGAUGCAAAAGAAUUGCUUACAUUUGACAAUAUUAAUGCGUGUCUAAAAGAAAAAAGAAAUUGA
This is a messenger RNA of Paramuricea clavata, 240 nucleotides long. The record is from the annotation of a GenBank genome assembly. NCBI's taxonomy places the organism in Eukaryota, Metazoa, Cnidaria, Anthozoa, Malacalcyonacea, Plexauridae.